UCGCUCACGCUCGCUUGCUCUUGGCAGCGCGCGCGCCCUAUACAAUGUUAAUGGCAAAAUGGCGACAAAUCCGCGAGCCUCGAUUCUUGAUGUAUCUCGAUGACGCCUUGGCGGUCGACCUAGAGGCUUUUCAUGUAAGGGUUCGGAACGGCCCUGGCCAUUUGUCGCCCGAGCGGAAGUGCCGUGGAGGCACGACUACCGGCGUCCUUCUCGACCGCGAGGGAUGACCGGCUCUUCACGGAUACGUCCGUGGCCAAUGGAAGCGUCGGACCCCGCGAGUCGCGAGCCUCCCAUUGUGAGACAUAACCUCAACGGUGCGGCGAACGCCCCUGCCGGCGAUGUCGCCAACAGCUUUCGAAAUAACCCGCGGCUCCAUCGACCGCUCGCCUACCCGGAUACCCCCGUUAUCCGUUCCACUAUUAAUUACGCGCAGUGCUCGAUAUUAAUUGCUACUUGCAAAGCCGCCUACUCUAAGGUAGCAAUUUCCCGUACUUGAGCUCUAGCGUCCUCAAGACAAGAGAGCACCGCCUACUUUCUAUCUUUAAUAGAUACCUUGCACAAAGAGAAUCCAAGAUUCUUUGAAGACCGGAGCAUUCGCGAUCGAACUCGUCGUUCGAACAGACGCUCCGCAACAUUAAAGAUGCAGAAGUUUGGCGCGUCGACGAAUUUCGACGACUACAUCUUCCUUAAUCGAUGGGCACUGACUUUUUUAGGCAUGUGGACGAUCGACAACAGAUUCGAUCAUGGAGUUGCCAAGAUCCUGCAUCGGCUCCACAUAACUUUCCUCUUCGUCUUAAUGCUACUGCUAAUUAUUCCUCAGUGGCUGGAUCUCUAUAUCUUCUGGGGCAACAUAAAUGCCAACGCCGAGACCGUCGUCCUUAAUGUAUUCACAAUAACCGCAAUUCUCAAACUAUUGUGCUGCAUUCUCACGGCUAAUGUUUUUAAUGAUGUCCUAAUGUCAUUAAAGUCAGAUUGGAAUGAGACAAUGGAUACGUCAAAUCCCGCUAAAGAAAAACACCGAGAGAUACUUUUAAAAAUGGCGUCCAGUGCCUUCAAUUAUACAAAACAAUACGCUUUUAUAAUGUACGUUACAGCAUUAUUAUACUUCAUUUCCCCAUUUGUUGGAAUGCAGCCAGGCGACUUGCGAAUAAGGAAGUAUCCUUUCUUCGGGUGGUACCAUUUCGACAGAUUCUCCAAUUUAAAUUACGGGAUUUGUUACGUUUCACAGGUAAUGAGCGGAACCGUAGUCGGUACAACCAAUUUUGCCAUGGACAGUAUUUUCCUAGUUAGCCUUUAUCAUCAUAGCGCUCAACUCCAAAUUCUUCAACACGACUUGGCUGAACUCGUAUCAGCGGGAUGCAACUCAGCCAAUGUAAUCAACAACUUAAUUAAAAAGCAUCAAAAAUACAUUAGGAUUUCGCAGAUGCUUCAGGUGAUAUUCAAUGGUUCGAGCUUGCAGCAGCUGUUAAUCAGCUGCGUAAUCAUCUGCGUCAUCGGAUUAAAACUAAUAAUAGCAUUGGAAGAUGGUGGUUACGAAAGUUUAAUUUACAUAAUGUUUAUGGGACUCGCCCUAUUACAAAUUUUAUUAUAUUGCCAAUCGGGCGAUGUACUAAUAUCAGAGAGUUUACAGGUUGGAUAUGCUACCUAUCAAUCUCCUUGGACGUCUGUCAAUUUAUCAUCGAUUCGUAGCAUAUCAUUGAUGAUUUUGCGAUCUCAAAAGCCACUAACGAUAUCCGCAGGAAAAAUUUAUGUUCUAUCUCUACAAAAUUUUACAAUGGUAACAUAAUUAUAGAUUACAUAUCAUAUUAAGAAGUUACAGUCAUCUACAAAAUAUUGAGGAGCUUUAAAUGAUGAUC
Molecule: messenger RNA, 1856 nt
Organism: Ceratosolen solmsi marchali
Lineage: Eukaryota; Metazoa; Arthropoda; Insecta; Hymenoptera; Agaonidae
Product: odorant receptor 13a-like
Exons: 6
Coding region: 641-1786 (381 amino acids)
Biological process (GO): detection of chemical stimulus involved in sensory perception of smell; sensory perception of smell
Cellular component (GO): plasma membrane
Molecular function (GO): odorant binding; olfactory receptor activity
Source: RefSeq, a predicted model, not a curated record